Molecule: messenger RNA, 1314 nt
Organism: Paracoccidioides brasiliensis Pb18
Exons: 5
Coding region: 1-1314 (437 amino acids)
Biological process (GO): protein lipidation; nucleophagy; autophagy of mitochondrion
Cellular component (GO): fungal-type vacuole membrane; phagophore assembly site membrane; extrinsic component of membrane
Molecular function (GO): phosphatidylinositol-3,5-bisphosphate binding; protein binding; phosphatidylinositol-3-phosphate binding
Source: RefSeq, a predicted model, not a curated record
AUGGCAAUGAAUUUCGUCACCUUCAACCAGGACUACAGCUACUUAGCUGUUGGUACCACGAAAGGUUUCCGCAUAUUUACCACGGAUCCCUUCGCCAAGAGCUAUGAGACAAAGGAAGGAAAUAUCGCUAUUCUUGAAAUGCUCUUUUCAACCUCCCUUGUUGCCCUGAUCCUUUCUCCUCGGCGGCUACAAAUCACAAACACAAAGCGACAAUCCACAAUAUGCGAAUUAACCUUUCCAACUACCGUCCUUGCCGUGCGUCUGAACCGCAAGCGCCUAGUUAUUGUCCUAGAGGACCAGAUUUACCUAUACGAUAUCCAAACUAUGAAGCUUCUGUACACGAUUGAGACGUCACCAAAUCCAAACGCCAUCUGCGCGCUCUCCCCUUCAUCCGAAAACUGCUAUCUCACCUAUCCUCUUCCGCAAAAGGCUCCUCCCUCAUCUUUUACACCACCUUCGCAUGCGCCACCUAGUAAUACCCACAUCUCUCCCACCAGCGGUGAGGUGCUUAUUUUUGACACGCUGAAACUCGAAGCAAUUAACGUUGUUGAGGCCCAUAAAUCUCCGUUGUCUUGCCUGGCAAUGAAUACAGAAGGCACUUUGUUGGCUACAGCUUCGGACAAAGGAACGAUCAUCCGUGUGUUUUCUGUCCCCGAAGGGCAGAAGCUCUAUCAGUUCCGAAGAGGCUCCAUGCCAUCUCGAAUUUUUAGCAUGUCAUUCAAUAUAACAUCCACACUGCUUUGCGUCUCUUCCGCAACUGAAACUAUCCAUGUUUUCAAACUGAGACACCAGGGUUCUGCAGAAGAUAAUCCAACUUGCCCUACGGGAACCGGCCCCCGGAGUCCCACUAGCUUCAACAGGGAAAGGGCGCUUAGCCAAAGUUACGCUUAUUCAGGUGGAGAGGAUUCACAUGCAGAGGCUGAUAGUGGCGACGUUAGUCCGCGAAAGCAUAACGGCACAUUGAUGGGUAUGAUCCGCCGAACAUCGCAAAAUGUCGGAAAUUCCUUCGCGGCUACCGUUGGUGGUUAUUUGCCCAAGGGUGUGGCGGAGAUGUGGGAACCGGCACGGGAUUUUGCGUGGAUUAAGCUUCCGAAAACUGCAGGGCAUACUGGUCCGGGAUCGAAUGCUGGACCUGUCCGGAGCGUAGUUGCGAUGAGCAGCAACACACCGCAGGUCAUGGUAGUCACGAGUGAUGGUAAUUUUUAUGUGUUUAAUGUUGAUUUAUCGAAAGGUGGGGAGGGGACAUUGACAAAACAGUAUUCGGUACUCGACUCUAGCGACAAAUUUGGCUCCUCUGGAAUGGAUUAUUUUUAG